AUGGCUGGCGUUUUUGAUAUUGAAAUUGAAAACAAUGAGGUAAAUCCUGAAGGAUAUUCGUGCGAGGAAAUGGAUGAAGAUAAUGUGUAUUCCGAUGUAGCAGAUGGACAAAUCUGGGCUCCUCCUCCCAGUUCUUCGUACACUGAAUGUCCGAUGGUUGAAACAAUAGAACUGUCUGAAUUUUCCGUAAAUCCUCCUAACGUCAGAGUAGGACCAGAGGAUUUCGAGUUGCUCAAGGUGUUGGGAAAGGGAGGAUAUGGAAAAGUAUUCCAAGUUCGUAAGACUACGGGUCAAGAUGCGGGUCGUAUUUUUGCAAUGAAAGUUUUACAAAAGGCUACAAUUGUUAGAAAUCAAAAAGAUACUGCUCAUACUAAAGCUGAACGUAAUAUAUUAGAAGCUGUCAAAAGCCCAUUUAUUUGUGAUUUGCUCUAUGCUUUCCAAACUGGUGGAAAGCUCUACUUAAUUUUGGAAUAUCUUAGUGGCGGAGAGCUUUUCAUGCAUCUUGAGAGAGAAGGUAUGUUUAUGGAGGACACUGCAGCAUUUUAUUUAUCGGAAAUUGUUGUCAGCUUAGAGCAUUUACAUAGACAAGGAAUUAUUUACCGCGAUCUGAAACCCGAAAAUAUUCUGCUUGACAGCCGUGGUCAUGUGAAAUUAACAGACUUCGGCUUGUGCAAGGAAGCGAUCGAAGGAGACCAGAAGACUCACACUUUCUGCGGAACUAUUGAGUAUAUGGCUCCCGAAAUUUUAAUGCGAUGUGGCCAUGGUAAGGAAGUAGAUUGGUGGAGCUUAGGAGCUUUAAUGUUUGAUAUGCUUACUGGCGGUCCCCCUUUCACAGCUGAAAAUCGUAAAAAAACCAUAGAUAAAAUCCUGAAGAGUCGCUUAACUCUUCCAGCUUACUUAUCAUCUGAAGCUAGAGAUUUAAUCAAAAAAUUAUUGAAACGUCACGUGGAAACGAGACUUGGAACUGGUCCUGAAGACGCAGAAGAAAUUAAACGUCAUCCUUUCUUCAGAACACUCAGCUGGGACCAAGUUUAUAGUAGACAGACUGAUCCUCCCUUCAAGCCCGAAAUCGAAAGUGAAGAAGAUGCUUCUUUGUUUGAUACUCGUUUCACCAGAAUGACUCCCGUUGACUCACCUUGCGAGACGAAUUUCAGUCUUACCGGUGACAAUCCUUUUGUCGGAUUCACUUAUGUCGCUCCAUCAGUUCUUGCUCAAAUGUCUAAUAAUCCUCAUGUUAAUGUAGCCAGAGCAAAAAGUCCGCGAAGAAAUCAUGAAAUGGUAGCAGGUGCUUUACCAGUGGGUGGAAAUAGGUACCGGUAUGACGAUAAUUUGAUGGACACAUCCCUUUCACGUUUUAAUUAG
Molecule: messenger RNA, 1362 nt
Organism: Auanema sp. JU1783
Lineage: Eukaryota; Metazoa; Nematoda; Chromadorea; Rhabditida; Rhabditidae
Source: the annotation of a GenBank genome assembly